AUGAGCCGCCGCAAACGUGCAAGGGUUGAAACCCGCGAACUAGAUGAAAAAUUAAAACAAGAUGAUUCGGAAUCUGAUCAAUCUGAGAAAAGUAAGAUUGCGUCUUCAAGCCCAAAAACAGUCUCAGGUCGAAGAGAGUCUUCUUCCAGUCGCAAUGAAACGAAGAAAGAUGAUAAACUUAUUAUAACACAGGAAGCAAAGAGCGAAGAUAUUGAAGAAGUUAACUAUAAGGAAAUGCUUAAUAGUUUGGAAGGAGCUGCGUUUCAGUCAAGGCUUCCAUUUGAUAAAAUGUCAUCACUAGAAGCAGAAUGUUUCUCAGACUUGCAAGGCGCAUCUGCUCAAGCUUUCAUACAAAUAAGGAACCGAGUUUUGAAACUUUGGUUUGGAGAUCCUAAGAAACAACUCACACAAGAGAUUGCUAUUCAAAAGAUGGAGCCACCUUAUAACGUUGAUCCUGUGCUUGUCUUAAGAACUCAUGCCUUUCUAGAGAGACAUGGCUUCAUUAACUAUGGUAUUUAUGAACGGGUCACUCCUAUACCAUCUCCGCCCAAAGGGAAACAGCGUCCUAAAGUUGUCAUUAUUGGAGCAGGUGUUUCGGGGCUAGCAGCAGCUCGUCAGCUACAGUCGUUUGGGUGUGAAGUUGUUAUCUUAGAAGGGAGGGAACGUGUUGGUGGACGCAUAGUCACGUAUCGGAAAGGGCCAUAUGUCGCUGAUCUUGGUGCUAUGGUAGUGACGGGUCUCGGUGGCAAUCCUGUGACGACACUUUCAGUACAGAUGAACAUGGAACUUCAUAAGAUUAAGCAAAAGUGUCCGUUGUAUGAAGCUACGGGAAAUCAAGUGCCUAAACAUAAGGACGAAAUGGUGGAGCGCGAGUUCAAUCGCUUAUUAGACGCGACCUCGUAUCUCUCGCACCAAGUGGACUUCAAUUACUUCGACGACACCCCGGUCUCAUUGGGGCAGGCGCUCGAGUGGGUCAUUAAGUUGCAACAGAAGAAUGUCAAACAUAAACAGAUACAACAUCUCAAAGCAUUCAUAACUUUGCAAGAGAAACUCAAGAAUAACAUAAACAAAAUGUCAGACAUAAGAGAGCUCCUUAAAUCUAUGAAAGCGGAAAAAGAAGCGUUGCUAGCGGAAGAUAAAGCCACUUCCGAAGAUGCUGGUAUAUUACACGAGUUUAACUUGCGAAGACUUAACCGCGAGUUAAAUAAACUGUGCAAUGAGUAUGAGGCAAUGGUUAAACAAAACGCAAGUAUUGAUGAUAAGUUGGCGCAGUUGGAAACGAAUCCGCCCAGCUCCGUGUACCUGUCGGUACGUGAUCGUCAGAUACUGGACUGGCAUUUUGCAAAUUUGGAGUUCGCCAAUGCCACGCCCCUCGCCAACCUGUCGCUGAAGCAUUGGGACCAGGACGACGACUUCGAGUUCACCGGCAACCACUUAACAGGUAAUUUAAUAAGGCUUUAA
This is a messenger RNA of Pieris macdunnoughi, 1461 nucleotides long. The record is from the annotation of a GenBank genome assembly. Lineage: Eukaryota; Metazoa; Arthropoda; Insecta; Lepidoptera; Pieridae.